UUUUUUUUUUUUUUUUUAAGUCGAAGUGAGGCUUUUUAAAAGCAAAAUAGGCGACAUUGUUCGACACGCAUACUUCAGAUCUAAGUAAAAGGUUUUGGGUUCUCUCUGUAGUCUGUUCUCCUAAACUCUUGUUGUUACAGGCAGCAUCAUGAGGAGGUAUAGUCCACCAUACUAUAGUCCUCCUAGGAGAGGAUAUGGCGGUCGAGGGAGAAGCCCUCCUAGAAGGGGAUACGGUGGUGGUGGUGGCGGCGGUGGUGGUGGUGGUGGUGGGGGGUAUGGUAGACGCAAGGACCAGAAUCACGGAAGCCUUUUGGUUCGGAACAUUCCGCUGGAUUGCAGACCAGAAGAACUUCGAGUUCCAUUCGAGAGAUUCGGAGUAGUAAGGGAUGUGUAUAUUCCCAAGGACUAUUACACAGGGGAACCUCGGGGAUUUGCAUUUGUGCAGUUUGUGGAUGGUUAUGAUGCCUCAGAGGCUCAAUAUCAUAUGAAUGGCCAGAUUUUUGCUGGGAGAGAGAUAUCUGUGGUUCUUGCUGCUGAAACAAGGAAAAGGCCAGAGGAAAUGCGUCAAAGGACUAGGGUGAGAGGACCUUCGGGCUCGGGCUAUGGGGGACGGCGGUCAUCUCAUUAUGGACGUUCUCGAUCUCGUUCAGUAUCUCGUUCACGCUCCCCCCGCUAUCCUUCAGGUUCUAGGAAUCGAUACCGCUCAAGGUCCUCCUCACCUGUGCCAAGACGAAGGGCUGACUAUUCUGUUUCCCCGAGUAGAAGGCACGCAGAGCACCCUCGAUCACCAAGAGGUCCUCGAAGGGAGCGAGAUGCUGAUAAUGGCAAGUCUUAUUCUCCAGGUUAUGACAAUGCUGCUGAUCAAAAUGAAAAUGGCAAUGGAUAUCGCGAGAAACCUACAUACGAGACUGAGGAAGCGCGUGGUCACUGGAGGUCAUCGCCUGGAAGAGUAUCAAGAUCACCCUCUGGAUCUAGGUCCAGGUCUGCUGACAUGUCACCUAGGCGCAGCAGAUGAGGGAAAGGCAGGAUGAGCUUUCUUGUUGUAACAUUGGUUCCAGUGGUAUGCAUAUUGCAAACAGUUGUAGGCUCGUGUGAUACCGGAGGAACUAAUUUGAAGAAUUUGUGUUGCGUGUUAGGAUGCAUAUUACUUUUAUGGUUUGGCUUCAUCUAUGUUAAACUUCAACUUUAAGAAUUCGAUAUUAGGGAUAUCGGCUUUCCAA
Molecule: messenger RNA, 1220 nt
Organism: Alnus glutinosa
Lineage: Eukaryota; Viridiplantae; Streptophyta; Magnoliopsida; Fagales; Betulaceae
Product: serine/arginine-rich SC35-like splicing factor SCL30
Exons: 8
Coding region: 149-1015 (288 amino acids)
Biological process (GO): mRNA splicing, via spliceosome
Cellular component (GO): nuclear speck; cytoplasm
Molecular function (GO): RNA binding
Source: RefSeq, a predicted model, not a curated record